Adineta steineri is the source of this 1224-nucleotide messenger RNA. The record is from the annotation of a GenBank genome assembly. NCBI's taxonomy places the organism in Eukaryota, Metazoa, Rotifera, Eurotatoria, Adinetida, Adinetidae.
AUGAGUAAUACAACUGAUAAUGAACAACAAUAUAUUGAACAUCCAUGGCUCCAUCGAUUAAUUAAUCGACGAUCAUAUAAAAUAUCUGUAUUUAUAAUUGUUUUUGUCCUUAAUAUUGUUGAUCUACUUGUCGAUUGGUAUUUUUUUAUGUCAAAAGCAACAAUACAAAAAGGUUUAGUAUUUGGUCCACCACCACGUAAUACUCUACUAGCAAUAUUCAUAUUUUGUAUUAUAUCAACAUUUACAAGUUUACUUGAAAUAAUCCAAGUAAUUCGCGAUGCAUAUCAAAAUCGUUUAACAUCAUUAUUUGGUCAAAUAACAAAUUGUUUAACAUUAUGGUUUGAAGAUGUUCCAUUAUUAACACUUAAUCUUCUUAUUGUUAUUUGUCGUGAUGGUGAAGUUACAUAUAUUAGUUUAACAAAAGCAAUUAUUGGUAUAAUAGCUGCAUUAAUAAGAUUUUUGUCUAUACUUUUAAAUAAAUGGUUAAUACGUCAUGAUUAUCAACGUAAAGAUAAAUUAUCCAAAUUUUUUAAUACAACAUCAACAAUUGGUAUUAUAAUUGUUUUUAUAAUUUCCAUAUCAAUAAAUAUAAUCGCAAGUUUACCCAUUGAUAAUUUUGGACGUCUUUAUCUUGAAAAACCAUCUGAUUUUCAAGAAUUUAAGUUUGCACAUCAAAAAUAUUUUAAUAAUGUCGGAAUAUUUCUUCGUUCAUCAGAUAAAUAUAUUUAUUUAACUGAUAUUGAUAAUAUAAUUGAACAACAUUCUCGAACAUUUAUUUAUAGUAAAAAUGAAAAUGAAAAUAUUUUUUGUAUUAAACAAUUUAAUCAAACAUGUUUUAAAGAAUUGAAUGAUACAACUAUUUCUUCAUAUGAUCAACAAUUAACAAAUAAAUUAAUAAAUUAUACAAUUAAAUUUCAAUUUAAACAACCGGAUUUUUAUUAUUUACUUGGAGAUAUUAAUUAUAAUAUAAUUCGUUGUGAUUUAAAAGAUUUUUAUAUAGAUGAUGAUAAAAUUUCACUUCAUUAUUAUCGUUUUAAACAAAAUUUUAAUCAAACAAAAUUAUCUGUUGUAUUAAAUAAUAAUAAUACAUAUCGUUAUUAUGAUGUUAAUAAUGAUUUUGAUCCUGUAGAAUAUUUAUGGAGAACAGGAUUAUCAAGAUGUUCAUCAACAAGUAGUUAUAGUCCACAUCGAUCUCAGGAAAUUCAGAUCAAUAAUUGUUUUUAA